GUGCGCCCGGGCGAGUGCGGGGCGAGGGGCCCCGGGGCCAGCGCCGAGCCAGGGGCGGGGGUCCGGGCAGAGCGCAGACGGCCGGGGAGGGGCCAUGUCCGGCGCGGGCGCAGAGGAGCCCGUCUACAGCAAGUGACCGAGCGGCGUGGACGGCCGCCUGCCCCCCUCCGUCACCUGGGGCGGCGCGGGCCCCGGUGCCGGGUGCCCGGAGCCCGGGUCGCGCGUAGAGCCGGCGCGAUGCACGUGCGCUCGCUGCGCGCCGCGGCGCCCCACAGCUUCGUGGCGCUCUGGGCGCCCCUGUUCCUGCUGCGCUCCGCCCUGGCCGACUUCAGCCUGGACAACGAGGUGCACUCAAGCUUCAUCCACCGGCGCCUCCGCAGCCAGGAGCGGCGGGAGAUGCAGCGCGAGAUCCUCUCCAUCUUGGGCUUGCCCCAUCGCCCGCGUCCCCACCUCCAGGGCAAGCACAACUCGGCGCCCAUGUUCAUGCUGGACCUGUACAAUGCCAUGGCGGUGGAGGAGGGCGGCGGGCCCGACGGCCAGGGCUUCUCCUACCCCUACAAGGCCGUCUUCAGUACCCAAGGCCCCCCUCUGGCCAGCCUGCAAGACAGCCACUUUCUCACCGACGCCGACAUGGUCAUGAGCUUCGUCAACCUCGUGGAACACGACAAAGAGUUCUUCCACCCACGCUACCACCACCGGGAGUUUCGGUUUGAUCUUUCCAAGAUCCCAGAAGGGGAAGCGGUGACUGCAGCCGAAUUCCGGAUCUACAAGGACCACAUCCGGGAACACUUCACUAACGAGACAUUCCGGAUCAGCGUUUACCAGGUGCUGCAGGAGCACUUGGGCAGGGAGUCGGACCUGUUCCUGCUCGACAGCCGCACCCUCUGGGCCUCGGAGGAGGGCUGGCUGGUGUUCGACAUCACGGCCACCAGCAACCACUGGGUGGUCAACCCACGGCACAACCUGGGCCUGCAGCUCUCGGUGGAGACUCUGGACGGGCAGAGCAUCAACCCCAAGUUGGCAGGCCUGAUCGGGCGGCAGGGGCCCCAGAACAAGCAGCCCUUCAUGGUGGCCUUCUUCAAGGCCACCGAGGUCCACCUCCGCAGCACCCGUUCCACGGGGGGCAAGCAGCGCAGCCAGAACCGCUCCAAGACACCCAAGAACCAGGAAGCCCUGCGGGUGGCCAACGUCGCAGAAAACAGCAGCAGCGACCAGAGGCAGGCCUGUAAGAAGCACGAGCUGUACGUCAGCUUCCGGGACCUGGGCUGGCAGGACUGGAUCAUAGCGCCCGAAGGCUAUGCCGCCUACUACUGUGAGGGGGAGUGCGCCUUCCCUCUGAACUCCUACAUGAACGCCACCAACCACGCCAUCGUGCAGACGCUGGUGCACUUCAUCAACCCGGAAACGGUGCCCAAGCCUUGCUGUGCUCCGACUCAGCUCAACGCCAUUUCCGUGCUCUACUUCGAUGACAGCUCCAACGUCAUCCUGAAGAAAUACAGAAACAUGGUUGUCCGGGCCUGUGGUUGCCACUAGCCCCUCCUGGAAGUCAGACGCUUCGGGGCCACGUUUUUCCAGAUCCUGGGUCUCGCCCACCACCUCGGCGAGGAGCCCGCAGACCAACUGCCUUUCGCGAGGCCUUCCCGUCCCCCUCCCCAACUGCAGCGCUGUAGGAGUGUUAAGGAAUUUGAGAGGCAGAUGGCUUUUGAUCCGUUUUUCGUCGGCAUCCUACAGACAAGAUCCUACAAGCUGCUGCAGGCAAAACCUAACAGGGAAAAUAUAUAUCAAGAAAAAUUGCCGGGCCCCGAUCGCUGGCUGUGAAGUCUCAGCUGUGCACCAACUCGUUCCCAGGGGUAAUGAUGACACCCUUCAGCCCGGCCACCAGCAGCGGGAGGAAGGGGGCGCAGCCAGGGGUGGGCACGUCCGUCUCUGUGCGAGAGGAAGACUAACGCGGAAGUCCCUGUAAUAAAUGUCACAAUAAAACGAAUGAAUGAAAAUGGUUAGGAUGGUAGAGAUAUAUUUUCCUAAACAAUUUAUCCCCAUUUCUUGGUUUACUCUGAUUUCCAUAAACAGAAGCUGUGGCCGGCGGAGGGAGGGGAGGCCCCCUCUCCGUGCCAUUCCGGUUUCAUUCUGAGGCUUGCCGAAGCCCACUGUUUACGUAAACUCACCCAAAAGCCAAGAUUUGGCCAGCAGGGGAGAGGGAAAUUUUCUGCUUGGAGUUGACCUUGAAGAAUAAAUAGGUUCCAUCAUUCAGCCGAGUGCGUGGUGGCAGAAAUUAAAAUAGGCAUGUGAAGCACCGGCAGACGCCUGGAAUUGGUUUUCCAACACUCCCCAUGGUAGGAAGUCAGUGAGGGUUGGCAGAUGGAGGAGGACAGCUCAGGACAGAACUUGCAGCUUGAUCCUGAGUUCCGGCCACCAUAGCCCUAUUUUCAGAAGCACGCUAGCCUUCAGCAGGGGUGGGUGGGCAGGGGGACCGUCAGUCCCCCAAGUUGGUCAUCGAUAGCAGCGUCCUGGAGUCUGGGCUCUGAUGAGGGCCUCCGUGGUCACCUCGUUUGCAGACCCCUUUUAGAGGACUCUGUGCAAGAAUCGGCCCCUUGAAGUAAGGGAAAGGUGACACGGUGGGAGGUCUGCUGGAUGCAGGGUGUGCAGAUGUGAAUCUCAAACAGAAGGCUCCUGAAGCUGUCGUGAGAGUGUCCUGACUUGAAGGUGCCAUUUCUGACGUGGCUCUUGGCAUGAGCCUCCCUUGCCUUAGCUGGUGGGUCCCCUAAAUGGUGUGCACCCCGCCUCCAGCUGCAGUACAGCCUUGGAGACGAUCAAGCUCUCUGUGAACAAAGAACAGGAUUAUCCUGGCGAGGCCUGUGGCCCCUGGGAUCUGGUCUAGUGGGAAACUGCUUCUCCAUGUUGAUUAAGUUGGUUCCUGGAAACACAGGGACCCUGUCUUCAUUUUCUUUUAUAUUUUCUUCUUCAGUAGCUUGGGCUGCAGCCUUCACUCUGCCUGGUCAAUGGGGAAGAGUCGGUGUUUUUGUUACAUUUUGUUUCGUCUGUUGACAGAUCUGGGGAUUUUGCUGUGAUUCCCUCUUGGUGCAAGUUUUGUCACCACGUAUACCCCAGCCGACAUCUGGCUAGCCUCAUUUGUACACUGAAGCAUGUAAAUAGUUGUUACUAAACAAAGAAAUUAUUUAUGUCCGUCUGAAGCUCAUUUUAGACCCUCUCCAAUCCCUUGUUCAGGACGAUGAGCUUACUUGCCUCCCUCCAACCUGUUUAUUUUCUUAUUUAAGACUAUUUAUUAAUGGUCAGACCAAUGUACCUUCAGCCGUUGCAUAGAGCAGUC
Molecule: messenger RNA, 3328 nt
Organism: Eubalaena glacialis (North Atlantic right whale)
Lineage: Eukaryota; Metazoa; Chordata; Mammalia; Artiodactyla; Balaenidae
Gene: BMP7
Product: bone morphogenetic protein 7
Exons: 7
Coding region: 238-1533 (431 amino acids)
Biological process (GO): SMAD protein signal transduction
Cellular component (GO): extracellular region
Molecular function (GO): cytokine activity; growth factor activity
Source: RefSeq, a predicted model, not a curated record